This is a messenger RNA of Lactuca saligna, 2697 nucleotides long. NCBI's taxonomy places the organism in Eukaryota, Viridiplantae, Streptophyta, Magnoliopsida, Asterales, Asteraceae. The record is from the annotation of a GenBank genome assembly.
UGUAUUUGAUCGCUGUGUUCUUAUCAUUCAAUAUGUAUUGUCUGUCGUUGUUUCUUGAUUCAACAUGUUGGUGUAACAAGCCGAUGUAUUAACAUAAGAAAUGCAAAAAAAACAAAAUGGUUAAAAUAUACUUAAAAAAUAAUAUAGAAGUUCUUUUUAAGCAUCAACCGAUAAUGGGUUAGGUUGUUUUUCUAAAGUUAAUAGAUUAGGUUUCUAUGAGAUUUUCUUAUAAUUAAAAACUAAACAAGAGUUACAAAAUAAAAUUUAUUUAUUUUUUUCAAAGAUUUUGCAACCUAAACCACAAUCAAUUCCAAAUCGUUUCAAAUCCCAAUUGUUUCACAAAUUUAAAAAUAUUUUGACAAAUUCAAAUCCUCACAAAAAAAGCCAUCAAGCAAUCCAAUCGUCCUUAAAGUUCUGGUUUUAGUUGCAGGCCAAAGCCAAGCGACCCCACCGAGUCCAUGUCCAUGAGAAGCUCCGGAUCAUGAUGCCACGAUCCACCUGAGACGGCCGUUGACAUUGAACGAACGGAUUCUGAUUCUGAGGUUAAAAUGCGACAAUUUCUCUCGGCAGGCCGGAAUUUUAGCUUCUUUCAAUUUUGUCAUCUUUCCAUAUUCUAAUCGUCAUUAUUAUAUAGUGGAUGGAUUAGUCCCACAUCACCUUCGGAUUCUCUCUCCUCCUGUUUGCUUUAUCUCAUACACACGACCAAUAAGGAUUUUAGGGUUUUCUAUGGCUUGAUGAUGAGUUUUGUGGCAGAUAGGAGGCUUACAGGGGCAGUUAUAUGGAUGUAGAUUAUAGUAAACAGGCUGUUGGUGGGAUUGCUGCCCCAAAAAAGAGAUCAGUCACUGCUUUGAAAGAUGCUGCUGGCUCUCAAAAUGGAAGUCCUCAAUUCUGCAACCGAAUUGGUUGCUGUGGCAGACUUAACCACACUAAAGUUGCUAAAAACAAAUGCCUAGAGAAGCCAAAAGCUUCAACUUCAAAGCCUUCCAUCCGUUCAUCUUCUCUCAAGGAAGUUACAGGAAGUUCAUCAAAGACUUGUUCUUCAGUCACCAAUGUGAAAAAAUCUCAACCAGAAUCCGAGAAAAAGAAGAUAGAAAGGAUCCCUAAAGACUCAAGUAGUCUUCCAAAAGAGUCUGGAAUUCAAGAACGUAAGUUGAAAUCUAGAAACACUGAAGUUGCAUCAUCAAGCUCAAGGAUUAAGAAGGUUUACACUCAAAGUGGUUCCUCUGUGAUGGAAAAUAGUCAAAACGAGUCAAACAAUGGCAGGAGGAGAAGAUUCUUUCAAGGAGAAAGCAGUUCAUCUGGUAAAGGGAAGAGAGUCAUUGGGGUAUCAGCAAACGAAGGACGCCCUGUUGUCUCUACUUCUGGAAUUUCCAUUUCUGACCCUAAAAACUCAAGAAACUGGACUGCUUGCAGAGCAAACAGUGUUUCAUCCGUGAGGACAAAGAGGUCAUUGAAGAUGGACCCUUCAAAAGACUCCAUUGACUUAUCAUCAGUCAACUCUGCUGAUGUGGUUUCUGAUUCAUCACAUGCUGAAACUCUUUCAUCUUCAGAAGAAACUUCUGUUACUUCUUCAGAUCAUCCUGUUGUCCGAUUUGUGAAUCAAAAUGGAACACGAAGCUAUAACAUUGAUGGGAUUGCAGAUGUACUACUGGCACUUGAUAGGAUUGAACAAAACGAGGAGUUAACAUACGAGCAAUUACUCUCACUUGAAGCGAAUUUAUUCCUUGGUGGGCUUAACUUGUAUGAUCAACAUAGGGACAUGAGACUGGAUAUUGAUAACAUGUCAUACGAGGAACUACUAGCACUUGAAGAGAAAAUGGGUACAGUGAGCACAGCAUUAUCUGAAGAGGAAUUAUCAAAAUGCAUUAGAAAAAGUGUGUACGAGUCUGAUGAAAAAAUGAGGCAUAGUUUGGGUGCAGAGGACAACAAAUGCAGUAUUUGUCAGGAGGAGUUUGUGAGAGGAGAUGAAAUAGGAAGACUGGGAUGCAAACAUGGUUACCAUAAUUCAUGUAUAAACCAGUGGCUGGCAUUAAAGAAUUGGUGUCCAAUUUGCAAAUCUUCACCAAAACCUUCUUCAUCUUCUUCUCUUUUAUAAAGAAUCCGAUAUGAUAAUGGUACAAAUCACAUGUCAUUUUAGUCUUUCAUUUUCUUUUCAUAUGUACAUACAUUAAAACAUAGAUUUCUUUUUGGAAAAAAAAAAACAUUAAACCCAGGCUUCUUAUAUAUAUAUAUAUAUAUAUAAUAGCCUUGUGGACCCAUUUCAGUGGAAUUUACUUUCUCUUUAUUGGUUUGGAUUGUUUUUCAUGUUGGGUUUGCAGGGAUUAGCAAUGUACUCUAGUUUAUACCUAUAAUAGCAACACUCUUAUAUUAGCAUUGUGGUUUAUUUGUUACAUAUUGUUAUUAUCAGUAAAAAAAAAAAAUGAAAGUGUGUUGCUAUUAUUUGCAAAGAAAUGGAAGUUGUUGGUGUUAUAGGUAAAAGUUAAUGUAUGUUGUUUAUACUGGUAAAAAGAGUAGAGUAUUUUAUACCUAUAUUCAACUUACUUACAUUUCACUACAAAUAUAAGCAUUAUGCUAUUCUUUGUAAAUAAAUGAAAUUAUGAAAAUACAUUGCUAUUAUAAUUAAGGAAAUGCAAGUGUGUUGUGGUAAUGGGUUACAUAUUGUUGCUAUGUGUAAAUAAAAUAUAUACUGUUAUUAUG